Alternaria hordeiaustralica is the source of this 1173-nucleotide messenger RNA. RefSeq lists its product as uncharacterized. The coding region runs from base 1 to 1173 and encodes 390 amino acids. The record is from RefSeq and is a predicted model, not a curated record. The transcript is spliced from 3 exons. NCBI's taxonomy places the organism in Eukaryota, Fungi, Ascomycota, Dothideomycetes, Pleosporales, Pleosporaceae.
AUGAAAAGCCUCGUCGCGGGUGAGGCUCUAACGCCCUCCGUCAACGAGACGUCACUCGAUCUCUCCAGCCUGGUCACUGAAGACGGUCAUAGCCUACUCAAAAGAGCACCCAUCGCGCCAGCAAACGACUUCCUAUGGGUGACUGCCGGUUGCCGCGGCCAGAAGCUCCAGCUAAUGGACACCCUCAAUCCACAAGAAGCGCAGCAAUUCGGUACUCCACUGAACAGUCCAUGGACUGGGACACUUGUCAACGAGCUUGCGCUGUGGGGCUACCUAGACAACAGCGAAAACAGAGAUAUCAAAGACGAAUGCGACUUCACCAUGAAGCCGAUGUUCGAAACCGCACUGAAGGCUCUUGGAAUCAGCGCGAGGAGUGCCCCGGAUGGCGGACCGAACAAAUGUUUCUCCUACGUCCACAGAGACAGUGCCGCCGUUCAGCGGUUGCCAAACGGCCAGCUGCCAGCCAGAAACCAACAGCAGUACGUCGUCAACAGUAGAAGCUACAGGAUCACAGGCGCAUUCCACACCAUCGGCAUCAACGCGCAAGACGGCGUCAUCCACAUGAUCAACCGCCGGUCAGCCCAAUCUGCGGCCAAACAAUUAUGGAACAUCGCCCAAGCUCCAAAAGACCAGCUGCCCGCCCUAGCUUCGAGUUCAGACAUCGCCUGGGGACUAUGGGAGAGGAUGAGCCCCGGCAAUCUCGCCAACAUCAACUACAUCUUCUCCCACCGGAUCACCAACGAAGAGACACGCGCCAUCAUCGCGCGCGCUCUGGAAGGCCGAGAGGUACGACCCUGGCCGGGAGAGGUGUUCGAAGCUGGAAUGGCUACGGAAUACUGGGCUUUGUUGGGAUCACCCAACGGCAUCGCGGCAGGCUACCUGCUCGGACAACAUAAACCCCAGUUUGGCCACAACAGAUACGUGUCGGCUAUACAUGUCUUCCAGGGCGCACCGGGAAGUCCCUUCAUGGGGGUACCAGCGCUGCCGUAUAUGUGCUUCGUUGUUAAGCCGGCGCCGUAUCCGCCGCCACCUCCUCCGCAGGAGAUUCAGAUGCGAGAUGUUGCGCUGAAUGAGCCUGUUGCUAUCGAAGAGGACGAGGAUCGAGUGGUAGCGCGGUCUGAAGACGGGAAGAGCAUUGUGAGGAGUCAUAAAGUGUUUGCAAAGUCGUUAUAG